AAGGACAGUUUGGGAGAAAGGAAUACCAUUUGGUCGUAAAAUGAUAUACAUUUGUAAGAUUUAAACUCUCUGCAGUUAUGUCAGAGAGUAACCCAAACAGACAGCUAGGUUAACAWCACCCGCCUAACAUCAUUAGCCAGCAAGCUAGGCUAGCUAGCUAGUUUUGGGGGACAUUGCGCCUCCUAACCUGCUCAGCCGUUAUCUAUUUAUUUGCCUUUUGUUGCCUGGACAGUCCAGCUUCUCAUUGUCGUGCUUUCAUUGAACGGYGGAGCUUAGCGGACUGGAGCUGUGGGGGGCCCGCGGACAAACCCCCUGCCCUGGGCGUCCAGGCGGACGGAUCACGUAGACACGCGGGCCGUGGGAACCUGUCUCCCUCUCCCUGCCCUACCCCAGAGUUCCAGCCCCAGACACCCUCAGCUACCUUGAGUCAGCCAGCAUGAUGUCAGGGACCCUGGACUCUCUGUCUGGCCUGGGGGAGGAUGGAAGCUCUAUCGGGUCAGACUCAGAGAUCAACGGCCUGGCUGUCAGACGCACUGACAAAUAUGGCUUUCUCGGCGGGACCCAGUACAGCGAGGGCAGUGAUAAGGACAUCAGAGUUGAUGUAGCACGGCAGAGAGAGCUGAAAUGGCUGGACAUGUUCAACAAUUGGGACAAAUGGGUCUCAAGACGCUUCCAAAAGGUGAAGUUGCGCUGUAGGAAGGGGAUCCCCUCUUCUCUCAGGGCUAAAGCCUGGCAGCUGCUCUCCAACAGCAAGGAGCUCCUGGACUCCAACCCCGGCAAAUUUGAGGAGUUGGAGAGGGAGCAGGGAGACCCUAAAUGGUUGGACAUUAUAGAGAAGGACCUGCAUAGACAGUUCCCCUUCCAUGAGAUGUUUGCUGCUCGCGGUGGACACGGGCAGCAGGAUCUGUACCGGGUACUGAAAGCCUACACAGUGUACAGACCUGAAGAGGGAUACUGCCAGGCCCAGGCCCCGGUGGCUGCUGUCCUGCUCAUGCACAUGCCUGCUGAGCAUGCCUUCUGGUGUCUGGUGCAGAUCUGUGAGACGUACCUGCCUGGAUACUAUAGCGCUGGAUUGGAAGCAAUCCAGUUGGAUGGAGAGAUCUUCUUCUCUCUGCUACGUCGUGUCUGUCCCAUGGCCUACCGUCACCUGAAGAAGUUUAAGAUAGACCCCAUUCUCUACAUGACCGAGUGGUUCAUGUGUGUCUUCUCACGCACCCUGCCGUGGUCCUGUGUGCUACGUGUGUGGGACAUGUUCUUCUGUGAGGGAGUGAAGAUAGUGUUCCGUGUGGGCCUGGUGCUGCUCAAGCAGAUGCUUGGCUCGGUGGAUAAACUGCGGGAGGUCCAGGGCAUGUACGAAACCAUGGAGCGCCUCAGGAACAUCCCACCUGAGUCUGUCAAAGAGGACCUAUUGGUGCAGGAGGUGGUGUCCCUGGCGGUGACCGAGGCUCUGAUCGAGAGGGAGUGCAGUAUUCAGGUAAGGAAGUGGAGGGAGUCCAGGGGCGAACUGACCCACCAGCCUGUCCGAAGGCUCCACGGGACACGGGACAUCCACGAGCACAAGCGUCGGGCCUCCGCCAUCAGCUCCGGGGGUAGCUUCUCCUUCCUGGGGUCCAUCCCCCCUCCAGGGCCCCUCAGGGCCUCCUCCAGCCUGCUCUCCCUCCCCGGCUUCCGCAAGUCCAAAACRCCCUUCRUCUCUCAGAAGAAGGGCUCCUUCUCUGGGGCCUCUGGGAUGGAGGCCAUGCAGCGACAGAACCCCUCAGCGGCAGCUUCAAGCCCACCCAGAGGCCCCGCCCACAAACCACCCAUGUCUAGUGGCUCUGUAGCUAGGGCGCCUGCCUCUCAGAGUCCUUUGGUAGGGUCUGGUCCAGGCCCCUCUUCUGGCCCAGCCCAGACCUCAGCACAGAGCCAGCCUGGUGCAUCAGCCCCAGCCCCAGUACACCAUAAACCACCCAACACCCUCUCCCCCAAAGUCACUUCUGAGCAGAUCACACCCACCAUCCCAUCACCCACCGCUAACAACACCCCUCUGCCCCCGUUCCCAGACGGAGGGAGAGGAGGAGCAGCAGCUACAGGAGGAGAGGAUGACAGGAAGAAGAAGAAGAGCAAGGAAGACAAGAAGAAAGAGAAGGAGGAGGAGAAGAGGAAAGAGAAGGAGAAGAAGAAGGACAAAGCAGACAAGGAGAGCCAGAAGAAGGAGAAGGAGCGGGCAGAGAAAGAGAAGAAAAAGGAGAAAGGGGGGAAGAAAAAGGACAGAGCUGGAGGAGAGGCAGAAGAGAAGAAUGGAGCCACAGCACCAAGAGAUUCGGUCUAGUUUAUCCUGUUAUUCCUUCUGAAAGAAAAC
Messenger RNA from Salvelinus sp. IW2-2015, 2341 nucleotides. It is a transcript of the gene tbc1d10b, whose product is annotated as TBC1 domain family, member 10b. NCBI's taxonomy places the organism in Eukaryota, Metazoa, Chordata, Actinopteri, Salmoniformes, Salmonidae. The record is from RefSeq and is a predicted model, not a curated record.